AGACGCAUCAAGGAUUUAAUAGCUGAAUAAAAAAGAAUUCCAACUUGAGGCCAGGAGAGUGCAARAAGAGGAAAACGCGAAAAGAGAGAAAGAAGAUUCAAGUGAGGAGGAUAUGGAGGAAGAAGAAGAAGAGAAUGUACAUGAUAAUGUUGAAAGUGACUCCGAUGCUCCCAAUGAAGCUAUAAAGGAUGGAAAAAGCACCAAUCGUGUCGUCAAUCAAGAUAAGAUCACCAAUCAAAAUGAGAAUAGCGCAAAAAGAAAUCAAAAAAAGUCAAACGUCUGAAAAAAGAAUGUCCAUUGUACCUUCAUGUAAUGCAGUGGUAACUCACUUUCCAAGACACCUUAGAUCUGUCCAUAAAUGGGACAAUACGAGAGCAAAAACGGCGGUAGGCUUCUUUAACUUGAGAAAAACACCAUCAAGCAAAGUCAAAGUGAAAAAAGAUUAUCGCCGUAGAAAAGUCUGUCCUUUACAAGGAUGCUCGUCAGUUACUAAACGGAUGUCAGAUCACCUUAUUAGGGUACAUAAAAUGAAGAAAUCAAGCGAGUCCUAUAAAAGAGCGCUCAAAACAGCAAUGAAAGCAAGAACCAGGGAACACAUUUUUGUUCAAAUGAAAAGAGAAAGAAAAGGGAAAGAAAUACCAUCAAAUGAUGAAAGAUUCGAGGCGAAAGAUACUGAUAUAGAAUCAACUGUCAGUGCCCCAGACAAUUUUCAGGAACAAGAAGUGGUCCCUGAGCAUUUAUCAGAAAAUAUCCUCAAGCACUUUAAGCAAUGGCUACAAUCUCCUGGCGGUGGUAAGAACGAUGAUAAAACAGCACAACAACAUAUGAAGCAACUUGAAAAAGUCAUCAGCAUUAUCAGCCCCCUAAAAGAUGUCCACACUCUACUGGACUUCAAAAGGAUCAGAGAGGAUUUUAUAACUGGACAUGCAGAAAAGGUUUACAACCCAAAAACCAUCAMGUCUUAUCAGAAGUACAUAACCASAAUUCUGGUUAUGUACUUCUGGUCUUAUAUCAUGAGUGUGCGCCACUUUUAUACAUACCUCGUGUCCGAUGAACCAGCCCGUGUAAAAUUCAAGACGUCAGAGGUCGUAAAUCUUAGAGAGCGACUUAUAAGAUGGGGAAAGUCUUAUAAGAAGGCCUGUAACAGGAGCGAAUGGGAGAAGAAGAAUAAAGAUAAAGAAAGAUUGAUAAGUCCUAAAGUUGUAAACGAAUUUGAACGAAGUGAAGCAGCAAGGGACGCCAUCAAGCUACUGGGACUUCUCAAUGGAGCUCACACCAUCCAAAUCACACAAAGGGACUAUACCCUCGUCAGGAAUUUUCUUUUUGCUGAGCUAGAAAUCGAUAAUGGCCCUCGAGCUGGAGAAGUUGUAAAUAUGACMAUCCAGGAAUUUGAAAAAGCUGAAGUAGUUGAUGGUAGCUAUGUUGUUGAGGUUAUGGAUCACAAGACCGCACAUUGCAAUGGCCCUGCCAACCUUGUUCUUAGUAUGACCCUCCACAGCUGGCUUAAGAUUUACCUGCAAGAAGUGAGACCCAAAGUCUUUCAACCAGCGGAGAAAUGUGACAGGUUUUUKCUUUCAUGGAAUGGAAAGGGAAUGCAGUCGAAUCAAGUUUCAAAGUGCUUAAAGUCAGUAUGGCGAAAAGCCAAAAUGGAAAAAUCUGUCACCUCYAAUGACUUCAGGAAAGGAGCAGUAGGCGUUUGAGGGCAGCUUCUAUUCGAGUAAAUACGGUAUUGCCCAGCUUACAUAAAUACUGCUGGCUACGUAAUGUAAAGUCUGACAGUACAAGAACGAAUUCCAGCUAAAAAUACAUGUCUGAUGUUUAAUGACUUAURAACCAAUAAUGUAGAAUAGAUAUUAUCUAAAUGU
Messenger RNA from Exaiptasia diaphana, 1865 nucleotides. RefSeq lists its product as uncharacterized. The record is from RefSeq and is a predicted model, not a curated record. The transcript has 3 exons. NCBI's taxonomy places the organism in Eukaryota, Metazoa, Cnidaria, Anthozoa, Actiniaria, Aiptasiidae. Gene Ontology annotation, biological process: DNA integration; DNA recombination. The coding region runs from base 189 to 1700 and encodes 503 amino acids. Gene Ontology annotation, molecular function: DNA binding.